Messenger RNA from Motacilla alba alba, 4354 nucleotides. RefSeq names its product coiled-coil domain containing 102B (gene CCDC102B). Lineage: Eukaryota; Metazoa; Chordata; Aves; Passeriformes; Motacillidae. Bases 225 to 1346 code for a protein of 373 amino acids. The transcript is spliced from 7 exons. The record is from RefSeq and is a predicted model, not a curated record.
UGCAGAUGAGAAAAGGAUGCAGGAAAUUCUGUUGUUUACACAUGUGUCUGUUGCACUGAGAAGCAAGAGGAGCCCAGCAAACUCAGAAGGUACAGAGUCGGGAUCAUCUAUCCAUGCUGAAAAGUGCGGGCAAAGUUCAGCCUAUCAUAAAAUGAUUAGAAGCCUAAGAGACCACCAGCUUACUGUACAAGCCUACGUCAAUUGUUACAGCUGAGUGAAAUUAGAUGAUGAAUCAAAGCAUUAAUUUAGACUCCAUUCAGAAACAAAUGGAAGAGAUAGAGGUUUUUGGGACCAAACCAAUACAACCUGAUAAAUUAGAUAGAUGUUGGCAACCAGGUGACCAUCUGUUUCAUUCAAAUCUUCCAUCUCAAAGUUUCUACCCAAAUUCCCCUCAUUAUGCACAUAUGCAUACAAGUUACAGCAGCGAUUGGGAAAUUUUUGAAGCAGUAAAAAUUCAGGAACUGGAGGAAGUCAAAGCCAGAGCUGCCCAAAUGGAGAAGACCAUGCGCUGGUGGUCCGAUUGCACCGCUAACUGGAGGGAGAAAUGGAGCAAAGUUAGAGGAGAAAGAAAUAAAGCACGAGAGGAAGCAAGACAAUUGAGAAUCAAACUAGACAGUGUCAUAAAAGAGCUAAGUGUGCUUAAAAAAAUUAAUCAGGAUUUAGUAAGUGAGAAGGAAAACUUAGAAAAUGGAACUGCUUGGAAAACGGAAUGUUGUUGCUCUGAAAUAUCCUGUAUUAAAAAAGACCAAAGCCUGUUAAUGUUUCUGGAGCAAGAAUCUCCAAAAGACCUAACCAAAAUCAUCAAAAUUCCUGGGGCAGAAGACACAAAGAAGGAUAUAAACAAAGACCAAAGCAAUGACUAUAAAAAAAUCACCCCAAAGCCUCCCGAUUUCUUCCCCAAUGGACUUCCUAGCAUCUAUUUGGAGGAACCUAAAAUAAGUUUGGGCACUUCAGCUAAGACAACAAAGAACGAUUUAAUACAUGUAUCAGUCUUAAAUUUGCAUUUGGCUGAGAUGAGGAAAAUCCUACAGAAGGAAAGAGAAAUGAAUGUAUUUUUGGAGAAAGAAAUGGAAAAGAUGGAAAAUGAAUUAUUUCUUUGGAAAUGGAAAUACGAAGAACUGAGACAAACCAAGCUGGAAAGCCUGAAACAGAUGGAAAGAAUGCCGUGUGAGAAUGCCUCUGAAUGGGGAAAGAGAGAGCGACUAGAUGCAGAAAAACAAUGUUUGGAAGAAGAGACCAGAAAACUCAAAAUGCAGAGUAAAGAGGUGGAAGAAAGCGAACACAGGAUUUGGGACCAGACAAAGUUCCUUCUCUGUUGCUGGAGAUUCUACCAUGAUAGUGAGUGAAGGUAUGGGAGAUCACCAAAAAGCCCUGCAGCAACAAGGCUAACAGCAAAGAGGAGAGGCAAACACUGUGCAGAAAGACAUACAAGAAGGUUUCAUUGAAGAAGUGCACGUCAGAUAUAUAUAGGAAUACUGCAUGCAUUGUCUCUAUGUAUUCCUGAUUUUUUAUAAGAACCAAGGAAAAUAUGCUAGAGUCAGGGUGCAUGUUUCUAGAAGUGGUGUUGGCCAUUGUCGUUGCUUUCCAAUUGCUCUAACUGUUCUCUUCUAAAGCAAAAGGUGGACUUUAUUUAAAAUGUUCCAUGUUUUACCUUUGGGAAGAAGGACUUUAAAAUGUUCAUGGUCUGUGAGAGGAGUUCACAUUAUGUCCUGGGAAGAGGUUGAGUCUGAAAUGGAAGUCAGUAGUUUGUUUCUUGCUUUGCUUGUGUGUUUUACUUUCAUAAAGCAGUGGAAAAAAAUACCAGUAUCACAGGACCCCCAGUUCUACCUGGGUGACAGGUGCAUUACACUUUUCUUUCAUUUAAAAAAAUUAAAAGAAAAAAAAUUUUAUUACAAAUACCCAAAAAUUAUCACAUAUACAUUUAGAUUACAGAAAUAACCUUUCCUUAAGUGUUUCUUCUAAUUAUCACAUAGCAAAAUUAAUGCAUCUCAAAUUUACCAUAUUGUCUACAUGUCUCAUUUUUAUUUAAAUUUUACUUUAUUGAUUGUCCAUGAAAAAAAAUUGUAAAUGUCACGUAGAAGUAACAUAACUAAGACAAACUGGAAAAGGAGAUUUUGAGAAUUUUAGAAAAAUUACAAUUUAUAAAAACGUCAGCAACUUUCAGCCAUCCAGGGAGACAUAAAUUAUAAUUUUGUUUGCCAUGUGCAAUUGAUAAUGAGUAUGUGCAGAUUCUAUUUCACAAGGCUUGCUGUAAUUGCUCAGCAAUAUAUUUGUUUCAUUCCUCAUUUCCCUAUAAACUGAAAACAUAUCUGAGGGCUCUAGUUGUCUUUAAAGCUAUGUCCUUUCUGAGAGGGAGUUGUUAGAUCUCUUGAUUUCUUUUGUAACCCAGGACCACACAAAAAAAGAAAAGUAUUAAAGAUUAUUGAUUACACAGGAAUCUCUGAGCUGCAGAUGCUUUGAAGCUGGGAACAAAACAUUCUUAUGACCCUUUCUGAGCUUUAGGUUGCUGGAGAUGGGAUGUUAGAGCAGAAGUGUCUGUGUUUUGACUACUUUUAUACAUUCUUUACCCUCUUUCAUGUUUGUAAUGCUGAAUUAAUUUCAGCCACUCCCCCUCAGUACAUGCUAAGGGAUAUACAAUCAGUGAAUUCUGUCUUUGUUGCCAAUAGCUGAUUUGCAAGUUCAUCAACAAGGUACAGCGAUACUGUGAGACAACUUAUUUUUAAAUGGAGUUUAAACAUGUAAUACUUACAAGAAUUGACAAUAAAAUAAGAUUCGUAAUUCUUUUGUUCAUAAUUCAAACGUCCUCCCUGUAUUAGCUCACUGGUUCAAGGUUUUAUAUUAGACAAAAGAUCUCUUGUCUUGUUCCAUGCAUUGUGAAAUGGCACACUGACUUUCUCUAAAACUCCUUCUGCUUUUCUUACGCCAGCUUCUUCAUGAUGCUACAGAGUGUGAAAUGUCUGUAUUGAAAAUGUUGAUGUGAACAAUAGAAAUGAAAAGGGCAUAAUUAUUGACUUUUAAGUGCUGUAGAAGCCAAAUGUACUUCUAUGGUUACACUGAAGCACUUGAAAGUAUGACAGCACAACAGCUUACUGACAAAAGCUUGUAUCAUUUAGAUAAGCUUUAGAGAUAAGAUCUUUCUCUUUUUUUUCCCUCUGACAAGCCAUUAGAAAUUGAGCUCUUUUAAGGAUAAAAUAUGGUUUCAGCACUGGCCAAAAUACCUAUAUGCUCCAGAGUACCUUUUCAUCCCACAGUAAUAACUGCGCCUAAAAAUCAUGUCAAAUGAUAUUAGGAAUUACUGAAGAAACUGGGAUUCUUUCUUUCCUGUCUCUAUUUCUAAAUCUGUUGAAAACCAAAUAAUGCUUAAUUGGUGCUGUAGAUCAUUUCUGUGCUAACAGUUUGGUAGAGUAACAUGGGUAUUGAGGGAAAUUAAACCAGAAGCUAGUUUCUGCUGCUCAUUCUAACUCUACCAUAAACCCUUUCAUAGCUGAUCACUGUAUUAUACUACCCAGGAGGUAGGAUGCACCUGGCUGGUCUAAAAGUCAUGGUGACAAUAAAAUAUCACCACAUCAUGCUAGUUUUAAAAUUUAUAUUUCAGAAUGUCAGUACCGUAUCUUUUCUUUCUCGUGAGAAAAUUUUCGUUUCUUUCGGGGUAGUUAAUAUUGACAUUUAUCCCACACAUAUCUUUCUGGUCACUUAUUGGUCAUAAUUUAGUUUUGGGCACCCUCUGAAUAGCACUUUUUAGGUUUUCUUUCUUGCCUCUUAUAGAUCACACAAAAUGCCCUAAUUUUUCAUGAUUUCUCCCUAUUCCCUGAGACAAAAAAAAACUCAGCUACUUCCAUUAUCUAAACAAAAUAUUUAUUUCAUCUUUACAUACACAGAGAACUUCAGAGGCCUCUCUGAAGAAGUAAACCUAUAAAUUAGUCACUUGAAAGUGAGUCAAAAUAAGAUGAUGUAUGAUUACCAUGGCUGCAGUUGAGAAUGUAUGGUAAUGCUAAUUUAUGACCUUUCUAUAAUAGUACUAGAAUAUUUCCUGAUCUUAAAUAUACACCUAUGAUAUUUGCUAUACACCAGUGUUCCCACCCAUUCCUCUUACAUUUAAAUGUGGGAAGUGAAGAUACACACAUUUGUGCAGGAAGGAUUUGCACAAGGUCACCAAGCAUAAUUAUGGGUAAGCCAAGAAAACUAACCUUAAAUCUGGUAGCAAACAAUUGAGCUGUUCAUCUUUUGAGAUGAAUGGUGCCUAAAACAAUGGAAAAAUAGUCUUUCCUAUUUUCCUUUUUAAGACAAUAAAUAUUAUGACUCUUUUAUGUGGAUCAAUUUUGAAAACUGAUUGUAAACACAGUGAUAGAAUGAC